Messenger RNA from Durusdinium trenchii, 639 nucleotides. The record is from the annotation of a GenBank genome assembly. Lineage: Eukaryota; Dinophyceae; Suessiales; Symbiodiniaceae.
AUGAGAUGUGUUUUGCCACUGGGACUUCUGGCACUUGGUGCGAGCAUGGAUGUGGGUGAGAAAAACUUGGCAACAGCCAAGAGGGACCUUGAGCUAGGCGAAGGAGAGGCGUGGAAGACUGCUACGCCGGCAGAGGCUCAAGAUCUCAUGGCGAAAGAGGCAGCUCUCUACGCUCCAAAGAUCAAGUGCGCAUUUACCCCCAGCAGCCCGAUCGGCUUUGAGGCGGCUGGCAAGAGCCAAGAAGAGUGUGGUGAGAUGUUUGGGAAGGCCUUUGCGCCCAUCAGCACACACAAAAAUUGGAAAUGCGAUUGGGGCAUCGCGGAGGGUAGCGAGGGCAAAAUGGUCAUCGCGUGGUGCCCCUUCAAAUACACCAUUGUAUCAACUGGAGAGGUGAUCUCCAGCACCACGAUGCUCAGGUACGAGUUUGAUGAUGCGGGUCUAAUCAUUGGGUAUUACCAGGAGUUCGACACUUCAAAGUUUGCAAAAAUCAAUGCGUUGGUUCUCUCAACUGCCUUCUCGAACCCCAUCGGAGCAACGCUUCUCCUCGCCUUCGGUAGCGCAGUCUUCGUGGCUUCCGGUGUUCGGGCCAUGCGAAGACAGUCGGAGCCACUGUUGGAUGGCUAUGCUGGUUUGGCUUAG